UACCUCGGCCGCGAGACAGCCAGUGUCACUGCCUUAUUAGAAAUCCUCAACGCCGUUCUCCAGUGCACCUCGCCCACCUCUCAGCGUCUCCCCUCCCCGCGACGGUGGGGUGUCGAGACACAACAUCACCGCUUCCUCCCCAGUAGCUUUCGGCGGGGCAGGUUCAAUUUUCCUUUGAAGUCAGGCGCGCCGCGGACAGCUCAGGAUGCGGAAGGGGCAGCGAAGGCCCCGUCAGACGGCCGUUGACGUGUCGGCGGGGAGCGGCGGCGGGAGCAUCAUGUCGAAGGUUACCUUUAAAGUGACGCUCACCUCGGACCCGCGGCUGCCUUACAAAGUGUUAAGUGUGCCUGAAAGUACCCCUUUCACAGCUGUCUUGAAGUUUGCUGCAGAAGAAUUCAAAGUUCCUGCAGCAACAAGUGCCAUUAUAACAAAUGAUGGCAUAGGAAUAAACCCAGCACAGACAGCAGGAAAUGUAUUUCUAAAGCAUGGUUCAGAUCUACGGAUUAUUCCCAGAGAUCGAGUGGGGAGUUCUUAACAUCUCCUGAAAGCUUUGGAAUAAGUGACAUUGCCAUGCCGCGAAGGUCUAUUUAUUUUGGAACUCCAAAAUGCGACUAAUGAAUUGGCCUUUUAUAAAGCUAGUAAAAAUGACUUCCCAGGAUUUGAUUUUUUUUUAUUUUUUUUUUAAACAGAGAUAAGGUUUCAUUUUCUUAUUAAAAUAUAUUGACUCAUGCACUGAUUCUUCCUGGACUAGUUGAAAAAGGGGCUGAUUGCAUGUUAUGUUCCUGAAAGCAAUCUGGAUUUCUUUGUAGGUGUUACUGACACCACAAGGGUAAACACACAGCCACAAUCAAUAGAUAUUUAAAAUAUUGGUUAUUGUUGAGCCUACUUUGUGGAAGAGGGAACUGUGUUAUGAUUUUGCUACAAAAAAAUUGUUCCUACUGAGUGCUAAAACUUUUUUAUUCCCACUUCUCCCUCCCCGCCCCCAAACUUACUUUCCAUGUUCAGAGGAACAGUUUUCACAUAGUUCAAGAAUUAAGCUCACAUAGAAGGGAGAUUUCAGGGGUCAUUCAUUACUCAAAUAAGUAAAUAACUGCCAAAUGUUCCAAAGUCAUUGGAAGAUUUAAUUGCUGCAGGUAUUUUAGAUAAAGGAGAAAACAGGUUUUUAUGUGUUAAAACUUCAUUUGAUGUAUUGUGAAGCUAAAGGUAAUUUCAGAGAAUUUAUGAGACCUAAUCUCCUCACAGGAAGUGCCAUCAGAUGAGAAGGAUUGCAGCAUAAUCUGGGAAUAUGUAGGAACUGGUCAAAUAUAUCAUUCCUUUUUCAGUAAACUAAUGCUGGUUCUUUUAAAAAGUCUUGUUUUAUUGCUGCAUGUUACAUGGGAAACAGUGUAGAAUUCACUGAAAUGUUUGUGUUCAGAUUAUGUGUUUCUUGCUUAUAAAUUGCCAGGGGUAAACUAUCAGUUGUGUAUUUUAAUUAGAGAAAAUGCUGCUUUCCUUGAUCUUGUAAUCUACUUUGUGAUUAAUAUAUUUGGCAAAAUCUUACCCUGUUGCAUUUUUUCCUAUCCUACUGAGUUUAACAGAAAGAACAAUGGGCAAUGUAGUGCUUGGUUAAAUAAGUAUUGUCACAAAUACAACUGUCCUGUGCAAUAAUCGUGCUUUAGAACGAUGUUCAGAUAAUGUGUCAGGUGGUGCAGAAGUACAAAAUGCCCUUCUGAGGGGGUGUAAAUUGAGUUCAUAGAGGAAAACUCUUCUGAAAGUGAUAUAUGACUAUAAACAUUUUCCAGCUCUUAAGAUGAAUUGUAAAAUUCUGGAUUUUCCUUUAUUUUAAUAAACAAUUGUAUGAAAAAAACAA
Molecule: messenger RNA, 1849 nt
Organism: Strigops habroptila (Kakapo)
Lineage: Eukaryota; Metazoa; Chordata; Aves; Psittaciformes; Psittacidae
Gene: UFM1
Product: ubiquitin fold modifier 1
Exons: 6
Coding region: 206-535 (109 amino acids)
Biological process (GO): protein K69-linked ufmylation
Cellular component (GO): nucleus; cytoplasm
Source: RefSeq, a predicted model, not a curated record